CCUUUGAGUAGCUGGUUAAUUCUUUGAUUGAUUGUAAGCAUAAAGUGAUUUGUUAUUGUUGAAAGUAUCCCUCUUACUCCAUUAUGUUCAAACUGGGAAACAUGAAAGACUUAAUAAUUGUUUCCCAUUAAUUAUAACAAUUUGAUUGCAGAAACUUUAUUUGCAUUCCUGAGAUAUUACUUUUCUUCUGAGAAAAUAUUGCUGUGGUGUGGAAGUGUGUGGGAAAGUAGCUGUGGAUACUCUUGGGAGAUACCAAGUUUGAAUAGUAGACCUUAGGCUGAAAGAUUUUGGGGUGGAACUACAAAAGAAGUCCUGUUCCCUUGCAGGAUCAUACAUGUGAUUAUUUAAAGGUCCUACUAACUACUGAAAUGGCAAGCAUUCAACAGGGUAACUUUCUUUCAUAAAGCAUUGUUAUAUACUAGAGCAAAACUUAUCAGGUUUUUGUAGGAAUAACAUUCAACAAAGAGAGUGGUGGGUUUUUCCACCUUCAAUGUUCCCUCAAGCCAUGUCUGCUUUUGGGGAUGCUCAUGAAUGGUAUAUGGGCGCUCUGAGUCGUCAAGAAGCAGCUGCAUGUCUCCAGGGACACCGCCAUGGGACCUUUCUGGUACGGGACAGUACUACGUGCCCUGGUGACUACGUCCUCUCCGUCAGUGAAAACUCCAAGGUGUCACACUACAUUAUAAACAGCCUCCCUGGGCGUCUACGGAUUGGGGAGCAUGAAUUUGACGGUUUCCCAGCGCUUUUAGACUUCUACCGCCUGCAUUACCUGGACACUACCACCCUGGUAGCUCCCUUGGGACGCGUUGUAGCCCCUUCCUCUGCCCAGCCACCUCCUGCUGGCGAGUGGGUCCGUGCCCUCUAUGACUUUGUUGGCCGUGACCAGGAAGACCUUCCCUUCAGCAAAGGGGAGCCUUUGCGAGUUUUAGCCAAGCCAGAAGAGCAGUGGUGGACAGCUCAACGUGCCGAUGGGCGUGUGGGUAUGAUACCCGUGCCAUAUGUCCAGCCUUGUCCAUAUGCUCAUCCCAGCAGCCACGGUGCCCCCCGACACGCUCCCGUAAUAGCCAGAGCAGUCCAACGAAGGGUGCCUGGUGCCAGUGACAAAACAGCAUUGGCCUUUGAGGUGGGUGAUCUCAUUGCAGUCACCAAGAUGAAUGUCAAUGGCCAAUGGGAGGGAGAGCUGAAUGGGCGCCGUGGACACUUCCCCUUCACCCACGUCAAAGUCCUAGACUCUGAGGAAACCAGCUGAACACCCAGUGGAGCACCUGAACUGCUGCUGACCCUCACAGGAUCACAAUGCUCUGAAUUCUGGAUUCCCUUUGAACUUCUUGAACUUUUUGAUGUGAAUGUUAAAUUAUGACCUCCUCAGUAGACUCUUGUGAUGAUCCAGCGGGAUGCGGGCGCUGUGACCAUCUUCACCUCCUCGACUUAGGAAAGCUGCUCCUUGAUAACAUUAUUCUUAAAUGCUAUUGUAGUUGAUUUGAUAUACUUUGACUUUUCUGGGCUUGUUCCUUUUUGCUUCCUAAGAACUUUUACUGCUAUGGCCUUGUGAUUUUCAAUUAUAUGCCCUUGAAUUUGCUUCAUUUGCAUCCUAUGACCUAUGAAACAAGAAGCUCUGAGCUUUCAUGAGGAACCCCUUGCCUUCCUGUUUCCCUUGGGCCUUGCUUGCUUGGAGAGAAGUGACCAUGCUUGGUUUUGACCAGAUAAACAGAACCGUGCAACUUCUUGUAAGAUCCCCGCUCAACUUGUUGUCUGUUCCAAAACUGCCUUGUUAAUUAAAGUUUCC
Protobothrops mucrosquamatus (brown spotted pit viper) is the source of this 1783-nucleotide messenger RNA. RefSeq names its product crk-like protein. The transcript is spliced from 3 exons. The coding region runs from base 491 to 1246 and encodes 251 amino acids. Lineage: Eukaryota; Metazoa; Chordata; Lepidosauria; Squamata; Viperidae. Gene Ontology annotation, molecular function: protein binding. Gene Ontology annotation, biological process: positive regulation of ERK1 and ERK2 cascade. The record is from RefSeq and is a predicted model, not a curated record.